Messenger RNA from Aedes albopictus (Asian tiger mosquito), 2515 nucleotides. RefSeq lists its product as uncharacterized. The transcript is spliced from 2 exons. The coding region runs from base 80 to 1357 and encodes 425 amino acids. The record is from RefSeq and is a predicted model, not a curated record. NCBI's taxonomy places the organism in Eukaryota, Metazoa, Arthropoda, Insecta, Diptera, Culicidae.
GCUCUAGUGUCAAAAUUCUCGAACCGCGGUGAAUUCGGUUCAUCGGUGGAUAAGUCCAUCUUGACCGCGCGCACUCGCGAUGGAACAACCGGAACGGAUUGUGUGGCAAAAUCUGAUCAAAUCCUCACCGGAGCGCAGCAGUGAUGGAGAAUGUUUGCCGGGCAGCGGUGGGGGCAGAAGGGCGAACGCUAGCAACAGCACCAGCAAACUCAAACGGAAAGAUCAGCAUCCGGUUCGGAAGGAGUUUGUUCAAACGGCGGAAAAUCAGUACAGGUGUCUGCACUGCGACUGGACCACGGUGAUGAAUGCAACUCGAAUGGUGAAGCACAUUGUCGAUCAGUGUCAGAAUGCUCCGGCAGCGGUGCGGGAGGAAAUUGCCGCCAUCCAGAAGGCCACAAUCGAAAAGGAGCGGAACUCGGUGUAUGUGGCGGAGAAUAAAAAGGACAUUCACGGAUUGUUUCGAGCGGUGGACAACAAGAGGACUUGCAUAUUCUGCAAGUGGACCACGGUGAGGAAUUUGACACGGAUGAGAUCCCAUAUAGUGUCCCAGUGUACGGAGAUUCCGAUGAAGUUGAAGUCACUCUUCAUAAAGAAGGAUCAAUUUCCGGACGAGCCCACAGAGGUGGUUCAGAAUCAAGGUGAAUCAUAUCAAGUUUAUGCCGUUGAUGAAAGCCAAUGGGACGACAAUACACUUGAUCCUGCAGAUUACGAUGGCGGAAUUAAUGAGGUGAGCGAAGAAAAUGAACACCAGGAAGCGGACGAUCAACAGUUGGGAGGCAGCUACUUGGAAAUCGAAGAAUUGGAAGAGAGGAACUGCAACUAUUGUGGCAAAGCUAUUAGCUACGAUGGCACAGAAGAAGAUACAGACAACGAAAUUUUCUGCUCGAAUCUAUGUCUCCAGCGUAUGGACAAAACCCGGCAAUUGACCGAGCAGGUGAACCAAGUAAAGGAGGCCAAGCGAAUGGCUACUAGAAAAAGGCCCAUCAACGAUCCGGUCGAACCAGAAGACCAAAUACCCACGAAAGAAUUCAAACUUGUACUGCUCUCGCCGAAAACAAGCCCCAAGGUGAAGCCCACUACUUCGCUUCCCGUCCAAACCAUCAAGACUGAGAAAGAAGGGCGAACCUCGACCACCAUGGUUGAAAUUGUCAAUUACACCAUUGAACACGAAGAUGCCUCGUCACUUUCGGACACAACGUCAUUACCCAGAACUCCGGCGAGAGUAGUACAGAAAUCUCCAGCCAAACCAGCGAAAGAUCCUCACAAAACCCCGACAACACCUGUUCCAGUAGAAAAACGGCCGCAGCCCCCACUGGUUGUACGAUCGCUAGCAAAGGAAACUCAGGUGAGUAAAUAAUCUUUAUUGAAAGCCCAAAAAGCGUUGCGUAUGAACAUUCUUGCAUUCCUAAAUACUAACAUUUAUAAUAACGGCGAAUGACGAGAAUCUGCUAUAUGCGUCAAUCAAAAAACUCAAUAUCCUUAACUAUCUUGACCAGUUUGCAGCAAUCGUAGCGCCUUCUGCAGAUUAUCGAUUGCCGUCUUAACGUCCUCGUAGUUAAGUGCACUUCCUGCCCAUUUGCAAUACUUCUGGGCUUUAGUCAACUGAUCCGACGUCAACUGCACUCCGGUGGCGACAUUCACAACCGGUUCCGGAACAUCACUGGUCGCCGCUGGGCCCGUGUAUGGCUGGAAUCCUCCCGGUGGUUUCUCCGGUUCACUUGGUGGCGUUGGUGCUUUCACAUUGCUGAAAGGAUCGUUGGUAACGAAAUUGGUCGGCCCAGAAGGCGGACCGGAUGGAAUCUGUGCCGGUGGUUGUUCUCCUCCUUGUCCUGGUUGUGGCCAACUUUGGAAUCCCAUCGUCGGAUAGGGUGCCUGCGGUUGAGUAUUACUCGGACCAGCCAUCGGCUCAUCACUUCGUCCGGAAGGUCCCGGUCCCAGCCCGGCCAGUUCAUUGUCCAGCUCGGUAUCCUCGUCGGUCUUCAUCGGGCCAGGAACCGGAGUUUCUCCAUUCUUCAAACAGUUAUGUAUGUAGGACGCCUUCCACUUCGCGUACUUCCUAUUCUGGGUAACUUCUUCCGUCAGCUCUCCGAAUGUUUGCAUCACAUCGUACAGCAUCCCAGCCGUAUAGAAAGCCUUCACAACAUUCUUCCCGAAAUUACCCGCCCGAUCCUGCUUGUCCGCGUACAAAAACAACCUCAGCGCGUAGUUUUCCAGAUAGGCUUGCGCGGCCACUUCGUGCAAGAUACAAUCGUUAUCAGCAUUAGCUUUCUUUGUCGUCUCCAGCCAAUCCAUAACGUAAAUCAAAAACUUCCGUUCCUCCGCUCCCUGACUAUUGAUUUUCAUUCCCAGCUGUAGGGCGUACAGUCGACACCAGUAGCUGACGAUCGGAUCGCGGCUGUCAUGCUCCUGGGCCGUCUUCAGGUAGUGUCCGAUUGCUUUCAACGAUGCGGGUACUUCCGGUAGGUUGGAGGCCAUCGUUUUCCGUAAUUCUGGAAUCAGCAAUCAGCGGUGGAAA